AUGUCCAGUGAAAACGCGAGUCUAUUGACUAUCAAUGCUACAGUAGGAAUCGGUGGGACACUUGCUCCGCAUGUGGUAGAGAAUGCUACGACGCCGAGUCUAAUGACUACAGUAGGACAUGCUGCCAAUCCAACAGUACCUCCAGCUAUGACUACGGCUGCUCCUGCUCACAGCGUCAAUGCUACAGUACCUUCAGUUGUUGUGACCACAGUGGCUCCACUGCAUGCUCUGAACGUUACUGUACCUGCUGUUGGUAAUGCUACACUACCUCCUCUCACUACGGUCGCCCCAUUACACGCUUUGAAUGUUACUGUACCACCAGUUACUACGAUUGCUCCUGCUCACGGCGUCAAUGCUACAGUACCUGUGACUACAGUGGCUCCAUUACAUGCUCUGAACGUUACUGUUCCACCAGUUGGCAAUGCUACAGUACCCCCUAUCCAUGCUCCGAAUGCUACCAUGCUCCCUGUCACUACCUCUGCUCCUGGAGCCACUACAAAAUCCGCUCUGAAUUCCACUAUGACUACUCCAAAGGCGUCCACCAAGUUCCCACAGCACUGCCAAUCUAUGGAUACAUUAUUCCAAUCAGGAGAAUGUUAUUAUGCUCUCGAAGGAAUCGACGCAGAAAUUGGCUCCAUGAGUUUGACAGAUACAGUGGCGAUUGAUCGGCUUAAUGGCUAUUGCGAAACGUUUUCGACCUGCUACCCUGCCAUCGAGAAAUGCGCAGACUUCGAUCCUUACUCGAUCUCUAUCCUCAAAGGAUUCUGUGACUUCUAUCAAUUUGUCACUAGUAGAUUCUUCCUGAACUGUGCCAGAGAUAUGGAAGGGCUGGACACACCGUGCACUGAUAACGCAACAGAGACCAUUUUGAAUUUUAAUGGCACCACUGCUGUGAAAUGUGCCAAGUUGACAGCCGUCAGCAGUUGUUCUGUGGAAGAAGUCAAUAAUUGGUGCAAUUUGAGAGCGAAACAGAAUUAUGAGAUGUUUAUCAAUCGACAUAUUCAGGAAUGGAUGUGUUGA
Caenorhabditis remanei is the source of this 1020-nucleotide messenger RNA. RefSeq lists its product as uncharacterized. The record is from RefSeq and is a predicted model, not a curated record. The transcript has 3 exons. Bases 1 to 1020 code for a protein of 339 amino acids. NCBI's taxonomy places the organism in Eukaryota, Metazoa, Nematoda, Chromadorea, Rhabditida, Rhabditidae.